AUGCGUAGAGCUCUUUGGCGCAAGCAUCUCCUAGGAGCGCUCCUUCCCUCAACCCAAGACCCUGCCCUUCAAAUACUCCAUGGAGCCUAUCCUUCUCCUACAAAGGGCGCUCCUGUCAUGGACCUCUACGGCAACGUUCUCGGUUUCGACAGGACCAUCCACCAGUACGGACCGAACUGGCGCAAGACUACUGGCUUACGUCUAAGGCGGAUAUCCAGAAUAGCUGCAUGCGGACACCCAAUGACAUUCGUUACCAAGAUCGGACAAACAAACAAGAUGUGCAUAGAGCUGGCAGAUCCGGGGUGGACAACUGCUGAGCGGUUGUGGGCCAGCGCAUGGACGGGCUGUUCUAAGGGAGCGAACACAACCCCCUUUGGCAGCUUGUCGGAUGAAGGGCUGGAUGAUCGCGCUUGUGUGCCGGCCGAAUCUAAGCUCGUGGAGUUCUUUCAGGGGGUUUGAGCAUCUGUACAUACUGGACGAGAAUGG
Molecule: messenger RNA, 486 nt
Organism: Cucurbitaria berberidis CBS 394.84
Lineage: Eukaryota; Fungi; Ascomycota; Dothideomycetes; Pleosporales; Cucurbitariaceae
Exons: 1
Coding region: 1-459 (152 amino acids)
Source: RefSeq, a predicted model, not a curated record